Notolabrus celidotus (New Zealand spotty) is the source of this 1048-nucleotide messenger RNA. RefSeq names its product mitotic spindle organizing protein 1 (gene mzt1). The transcript has 3 exons. Gene Ontology annotation, cellular component: gamma-tubulin ring complex; interphase microtubule organizing center; spindle. Gene Ontology annotation, biological process: microtubule nucleation by interphase microtubule organizing center; mitotic spindle assembly; gamma-tubulin complex localization. The record is from RefSeq and is a predicted model, not a curated record. The coding region runs from base 268 to 489 and encodes 73 amino acids. NCBI's taxonomy places the organism in Eukaryota, Metazoa, Chordata, Actinopteri, Labriformes, Labridae.
AACCAAUCAAUGAGAGCGAUGUCGUCACUUCCUGUACCAGUGCCGUUGCCUAGCCUAGCGGGAAAAAAGGUGGCUAAUUCUAAAUAUCACCCCGUAGUGUUUUUAUAUUUUUGUUGUUUUUUUUAGAUUUUGCCUAUAAUGAGCACAAAGAGUGCAAAGUCUAGAUAAACGAAGACCCAGCUUCACGUGUGUUACGCAAGAACCUCUUAGAGUAGCAGUGUGUGCCCUUUGCUAGCAAGCGUUGGCUAACUGUUGUCAUUUAUCAUCAUGGCAAGUGCUGCAAACGCAAACCUCAACGCAGUUCGGGAGACAAUGGAUGUGCUGCUGGAGAUCUCCAGGUUGCUGAAUACUGGUUUGGACAUGGAGUCUCUGUCCAUAUGUGUGAGACUUUGUGAACAGGGCAUCAACCCGGAGGCUCUGUCUGCAGUCAUUAAAGAGCUGCGGAAAGCUUCUGAAACUCUCAAGGCUUCUGAAAACUGCACUAACUGAAGCAUAAGCCUGAUCACCUCUGUGUUGGAACUUCAGUUGGAUCAUUCACUGAUCCUUGAUCUGUACUUACCGUGGAUUCUCCAGUCAAGACAUGUCUUUGAGUCUGCCCAGGGUCCUUUGGGCCUCCUCAGUAACUAACUUGUCCUGCUCUGUCCUUGGACUUGAGUGUCUGAGUCUUCGUGUAGAGGUUCGGCCCUCUUACUAAACACAAGUCUUACCUGGACGUUAGGACAUGCUCAGCCAUGCUUCUGCCUAAAGUUUAGCCUUGCCCCAUGUGUCUCAUAAAGUGUGAGUUCAGAGUGGCGUCAGCAUGGACAUCCUUCCACAUAUGAAUACCCAACUUCCACUUGCCGACUGUCAUCUUACGUAGCAGUGUUCAUGAGGACUUUUUACAAAUGACAUUUUGCAAAAUCAAUAAUUUAUUCUAACUUGUUUUAUUAUUAUGUCUUUUUUUUGCAACAUAAUGCAUCUGUCAAAUUCAUCUGUAUGUGUUUCCAUUUUCUAUGUAACCAUCAAUGAUGGACUGAAGUCAAAAUUAAAAUGCAGUUGAUGGCCACUA